GCAGCAGCAGCAGUGAAUCUCAGCUCCGCCACGGUGUCGCUCCUGGAGGGCGAUCCGGUCCGACUGGACUUCCCGAACAACUUCUGUCAGAGUUCCGUGGAUCUUCGGAGGAAGCAGAGACAACAGAGCCGUGAAGAAACACUCUCUGCCUCCUUGUCUGUGGUUUUCUUUAGCGCUUCUUUCUGACAUCCCAAACUGACUUUUCAUUUCCACAUCUGACCUCCAAUCCGCUCCCGACCUGCGGGGAGCCGCGGCGGUCCGAGUGGUCGGUCCAGACGGGAAGAACAGCCGCCCGGUCCGGGGAAGGAUGCCGUGCAGAUACUGGAUCCACAGGUGUGCUUAAACAAGCAUCCAGAUUCAAACCACCCCUCUGGCAGACAUGAGGAACAAAGGGCUGAAGACGCAGUCCUGAAGAUUGAUGGAGGGUCAUGCUAUUCAAACAGCAGGCACUGCUGAGACAGAAGCUCUUCGUUCUGGGCAGCCUCGUAAUUGGAAGUGUCCUCUAUCUGGUGGCCAGGGUUGGGACUUUGGAUAGGUUACAACCCAUUUGCCCCAUUGAGAGCAGAAUUCACCCAUCUGAGCCGGAGCAAAUCCCUCUUCGUGCACUGCAGUUUAAACGCGGGCUGCUUCACGAACUACGCAAGGGCAAUGCCUCCAAAGAGCAAAUCCGCCUGCACAACCUGGUCCAGCAGCUGCCUCGGGCCAUCAUCAUUGGCGUUCGCAAGGGGGGCACCCGUGCCCUGCUGGAAAUGCUCAACCUGCACCCAGCCGUGGUCAAGGCUUCGCAGGAGAUCCACUUCUUCGACAACGACAAAAACUACGCCCGCGGAAUUGGCUGGUACAGGGGUAAAAUGCCCUUCUCCCUCCCUCAUCAGAUCACAAUUGAGAAGAGCCCUGCCUACUUCAUCACAGAGGAGGUUCCCGAGCGCAUCUUCAAGAUGAACUCUUCCAUCAAGCUGCUGAUUAUCGUCCGAGAGCCCACCACCAGAGCCGUGUCCGACUACACCCAAGUGCUUGAGGGCAAGGAGCGCAAAAACAAGACUUACCACAAGUUUGAAAAUCUGGCCAUCGACGCCAACACGUGCGAAGUGAACACCAAAUACAAAGCCGUUCGCACCAGCAUCUACACAAAACACCUGGAGCGCUGGCUCAAGUAUUUCCCUGUGGAGCAGUUCCACAUAGUAGACGGGGAUCGGCUCAUUACAGACCCGCUGCCAGAGCUGCAGCUGGUCGAGAGCUUCCUGAACCUCCCCUCCAGGAUUAGUCAGUAUAACCUGUACUUUAACGCCACCAGGGGAUUUUACUGUCUGCGAUUCAACAUCGUCUUCAACAAGUGCCUGGCCGGCAGCAAGGGCCGCAUCCAUCCUGAGGUGGACCCGUCUGUAGUGACUAAGCUGCAGAAGUUCUUCCACCCUUUUAAUCAGAAGUUUUACCAGGUCACUGGAAGAACAUUUAACUGGCCAUGAAAUUAAAAAAAGAUCUCACAAGGUAUGAACAGCACUUUGUUAAGUUUAAUACAAGUAUAUUGUGACCAAAUAAUACUUGAUGUAAGUUUGCUCUGUGUGUAAAAUGCAACACAAUAGUUUGAUGUUUUCAAGUCAGUUUACAUGUCUGUCUGUGUUUCUCCUCCUAAAAAAAAGAACAUUUUCAUGCAGUGUGUUUACAAUUACUUGCAAAGUAAGAGUUAGAGAAGCAUAACUUCUUGAACUCUUCCAGAUUUUUUCAUGUCCCAGCCUGUGAAAUAAGUGAAAUCUGAAAAUGAUGGAGUGCAUCUGUAAUCAGAAUCCUUUUUAAACCCCUGAACAGAUUAAAGUGGAACUAAUUAUGCAUAACAUCCCUUGUAGAGAUCUGAGAACAACCAGUAUUAUGAGGCCCAAUGGACACAGCAGACUAGUCAGGGAGAAAGCACUAGUGAAGUCUAAAGCAGAAUUAGGUUCCAAAACAACAUCCCAAACUUUGACUAUCUCAAAGCUUGGGAUUCAAUCUAUCAUCUGAAUGCGGAGAGAGGACGACCCAACUGACCCAAGACUACCAAAGACCUGAACAUUCACCUAUACCAAGAAACCACGCAGAAAGAGCAUUGGUCAUUAGUUGUCAACAUCAGAUCUGACCUCUAUGAAAGAGAUGUAAGAAAGAAGUCAUUGAAUAAAGGCCAGCAGAAGUUCAGUUAGAUGCCUUGAUAUUAGACACCUGAUUAUCUACCCAGCAGUAUGCUGCAUAUGAUUUGCAGCAUCGUUUAUUAUGCUGCAGUAAUUGUGAAGCAUUCUUUCUCCAGUCAGAUAGCACUGAUCUAAAAGUCGCCACAGUCUGAAUGCAAAGCACUGUGGGUAAUAUCACAACUACUGAUAUGCCUUCCUGGCAGAUUUAGAACAGGGAAUGAGAUGGUUGUCGGAUUAUCACUUGAAAUAUAUAAGAUAUUUGUUUUUAUUUCAAUGUAAUUAAAAAUUAGCAUACUGAAAAUUAUUUAUGCUUUUCAGUAGAAAAAUACUUGGCAACUGUUAAACUCUUGUUCAAAUUUCUGACUAGCUCUUUGGACGUUUUCACUGGAGUUUUAGCAGGUUUUUUUUUUAGCUCAGACUAAAAUAAAUUAAAUCUCUGAUGUUUUUCUAUCAAAACAAUUUCUGAUUUGAAUCAAUUUUGUAUUUUGGAAAAGAAAUUGCAAAUGAUAGCAAAUAUUUUCAAAAACCUGCUUUUAUUUCGGUCAUUUCGUCUAGUGGUUGACCUGAAUUCAAAGUCCAAAUAAAUACAAGCUAUAGGAAACGCGAUGGUGGCUCUGGAGAGACUCACUAGCUCUGAUCUAUGGAAGCACAAGUAGAGUAUCGGUGGACAAAAUAUGGCAAAUUAAAUAUUCAUAAACAACUAAUUUUAUUAACCACAUAAAUAAUUAAGCACAGAGUAUUUCAAUUCGGAAGCUCUCCUUGCCAUUACCCUAUUUAACUCCCUCCACAGAUUCUCUAUCAAAUUUGAAAUGGGAAAGUGAAAAUUACCUCAAAAUCACAAGAAAUGUGUUGGAAAAAUAAAAUGGAAUUUCAGUUCAUGUAUAGUAUCCUGAUUCACAAUAAAUUUCUCAAUUCACUUUACAAUGAAAACAAUAUUUUGCAGCAGUCCCUCAUCGUGACCAUGCAUGUUCUGACAGUGGGGAGCAGAACCUGCAUUUAAAAGGACAGAUCUUCCAGGAGAACAAGCGAAGUGUGAUCAUCCAUCUGACACAAACAACAAAUCCAGAUUCCAAUCCAUCUGAAAACUUGUGACAAGAUUUCAAAAUCAUUAUUCAAAGACAUUCUCAGUCCAAACCUUUUUAUCUUUUUUUUUUUCAAAGAAAAGACAUUUAGUUUGAGAGCUUUGUUCUAUAAAGCACUGACCCAGCAGAGCUGAAUACACACGCACAACACAGUUUUCAGAUUUUAGUUGUAAAUAAAAAUUGAGAAGAGUGUUUGAUUUUCUUUAUGCAGUAAAACAUUGUGUUGGUCUAUCACAAACAAUCCCAACAAAACACACUGAAGUUGGGUUGUAACAUGACAAAAUGCAAAAAUGAGUGUGUUUGCAAGGCACUGUACCUACAAAUGGUUGUUUUUAAGACCAUCCUCACAGACAUUCAUAGUGUUAAGAUAAACUUUAAAUGUAAACCUUUGAAUCAAGAUAAAGCAGAUUUAAGAUGACAAAGAAAAAUCCAUGUUUUGUUAUUGUCUUGACCCAAACAGCAUGUUCAGUUCAGGAGCCAUAUCACCAAUAGUUUAAACAUCAUCCACAAGUUUUCAGUCUUUAAUUUAAUAUUACCUUAGGCUAACCUGUUAGCCUGAAGCAUCCUUUGGUUUUCAGCAGAGGUUAAUCUGUCCUGUGCAGAGUUAGAAUUAGCCUGGCUUAUUCAGAUUCAUCUGGACAGCUUUUAGGACAACUGUUCUCAGGUGGGAUAUGUUGUUAAAAUGAGAUGUAUUUUUUGGAUGCUCCCUGACAACAGCGGUCUUGAUAAUAAGACAGUUUUUGACAAAAAAUGGGUCUUACCCAUUCUCAAUCCAUCUUGGAAUAAUCACACAUGUAGUUAGCGCCAAUAAGUUCUAUCAGGUAGCCUAGAAAGCUUCAAAUUCAUCAUAGCUUUCACAACUUGAUUUUGUAGUUUUAAUUUAAUGAUGUAUUGUCAUGUCCCACAUUCCCAAAUUCAUGACGCCAUGCUGCAAAAGGCCACAGUAGGUAAAAUAAUGUUGUCCUCUAAUGAUUCCUGUCAAAUUAAAUUAAAUAGAUUAUGAUCAGCACCAUUUGUCUGUUUCAGUGGGAACAUGCAUUAUGUAUCAUAAUUGUGUUGUUAAAAAUAUUAAAUUAAAAGUACAUGUGAAAAUCUUUCAGACC
This is a messenger RNA of Gambusia affinis (western mosquitofish), 4344 nucleotides long. RefSeq names its product heparan sulfate glucosamine 3-O-sulfotransferase 5. The record is from RefSeq and is a predicted model, not a curated record. The transcript has 4 exons. Gene Ontology annotation, molecular function: [heparan sulfate]-glucosamine 3-sulfotransferase activity. Lineage: Eukaryota; Metazoa; Chordata; Actinopteri; Cyprinodontiformes; Poeciliidae. The coding region runs from base 429 to 1466 and encodes 345 amino acids.